AUGUCGUCCCGCUCGGACAGUGGCAGUGGGGAGGACUCGUUGGACCGGCUGCUGCCCCCCCCAGGGGCCCCUCGCAGGAAGAGCACCACGUCCCUCAGCACGACGGAGCCUCCUCUGCUGCGAACAGGCACACGCACCGUCUACACCGCCGGCCGACCUCCCUGGUAUGACGAGCACGGAGCUCAGUCCAAAGACGCCUUCGUCAUCGGCUUGUGUGGGGGCAGCGCCUCAGGAAAGACCACCGUGGCCAAUAAGAUCAUCGAGGCUCUGGAUGUGCCGUGGGUCGUGCUGCUGUCCAUGGACUCUUUCUACAAGGUUCUCUCUCCGGAGGAACAGACCCUGGCCGCGAGCAACGACUACAACUUCGAUCACCCCGGGGCGUUUGACUUCGAGCUGCUGGAGGCGACGCUCAGGAAACUGAAGCAGGGCCGGAGUGUGAAGAUCCCGGUGUACGACUUCAACACGCACGGCCGGCAGAAGGACUGGAAAAAUGUUUACGGUGCCAGCGUAAUUAUAUUUGAAGGAAUUAUGUCUUUCGCGGACAAAGAGCUCCUCGAGCUCCUGGAUAUGAAAAUCUUUGUGGACACAGACUCGGACAUUCGACUGGUCCGCCGGCUCCGCAGGGACAUCACAGAGCGCGGCCGGGACAUCGAAGGCGUCAUCAAGCAGUACAACAAGUUUGUGAAGCCGGCCUUCGAGCAGUACAUCGAGCCGACCAUGAGGCUGGCGGAUAUCGUGGUGCCAAGAGGUGGAGGGAAUAUGGUGGCCAUCGAUCUUAUAGUCCAGCAUGUUCACAGCCAGCUGGAGGAGCGAGAGCUCAGUGUCAGGGCUCUGCUGGCCUCCGCUCAGCAGACGCAGCCUCUGCCUCAGACGCUCUGCGUGAUGGAGAGCACGCCGCAGGUCCGAGGUCUGCACACCAUCAUCAGGAACCAGGAAACCAGUCGAGACGAGUUCAUCUUCUACUCCAAGAGAUUAAUGCGGCUGCUGAUAGAACAUUCUCUCACUUUUCUACCAUCUCAGGCGUGUGUAGUUCAGACUCCACAGGGCCAGGAGUACCAGGGCUGGAGCUACAACGGCAGAGGGAUCACCGGUGUGUCCAUCCUGCGGGCAGGAGAGACCAUGGAGCCCGCCCUCAGGGCCGUGUGCAAGGACGUCCGCAUCGGCAAGAUCCUGAUCCAGACCAACCUGGACUCAGGCGAACCGGAGCUGCAUUACCUGCGUCUGCCCAAAGACAUCAGUGAGGACCAUGUCAUCCUAAUGGACAGCACGGUGUCCACCGGCGCUGCUGCCAUGAUGGCGGUGCGAGUCCUGCUGGAUCACGAGGUGCAAGAGGAGAAGAUCAUGUUGGUGUCGCUGUUGAUGGCAGAGCUCGGGGUUCACUCUGUAGCCUACGCCUUCCCCAAGGUGAAGAUCAUCACCACGGCUGUGGACAAGAGUCUGGACGAUAACUUACAUGUAAUUCCUGGUAUCGGGGACUUCGGGGACCGGUACUUCGGGACGGACGGGUUGGACACCUGGAGCGAUGAGGAGGACGGAGACCAGCCGUCGCACUGACUCCAGCGUCCGUGAGCCUCCGUGAAAAAGAAAAUACAAAACUCUACUUGAAAACGUCUCUCGUUGCUCAGCGGUCACGUUCACUUCUCUGUGUACUGUACGGGAACUUCUCUACUGUGUACGCAUGAGGGAUGUGUCGCUCUCAGAGGAUCACACAAGUCAAACAGUGCCAUUACCCUUUGAGGUACAAUAAUGCAACAACAACAAUAUGAUUAUGCGCUAAAUUAAUUCAUUCUGGACUGAGUUGCACCAUAGACUGUAAAUAAAGAGGUUGUGAAUAUUGCAGCCAGCCACCAGAUGGCGAUGUGGAUGCUUUGGCUUCACUUUCGGGAGCUGUCAUAUCUUGCAUCUUUACUCACAGUGAAUAUGGUUUGCAGCAGGUUUUCUUUUUCAUGAAUCCAGGAAGUAUUAGUUAGCGGUUUAUUCAAUGAGGGUGCACCAUUAAAACUUAAGGAAUAUUGUGACUAGUUAGGACUUUAGUAAAGUGUGUAUGUGCUGUUUGUGUGCUUUGAGCUAACAUCCUGCUGACAUGGUGUAAAUCUGUGAAACUUGAAUGUAAUGUUUAUAUAUGAAGUGAACUUGAGCUAAUGUACGACGACGCUAGCUUUAAGUUUUAGGAAUCGCUGGUGCAACCUGCUUAUGAAAAUGUUCUCAGGCCUUGUCUGCACUACUGUGGAUAUUUUUUUAACAUAAGCUUUCACUUCUUUCACCUUUUUGUUUUUAAAAAGAAAUCUCCGACCACAUAACCUUCGUCCAAAAAAACACAAAAAAAACGAUCACAAACUUUCCAACAAGCCGGCCGGGCCACUAGGUGGCGACAAAGUCAACGAAGCUGUUAGUUAUUUGCAAUUUCUAAAUAUCAUUAGUGUGGACAGAGGCUCUAUCACACUUUAACAUAAUGAGCUCACAGUCAAAGAGUAGUCAGACAUGUUAUACGAUCAUAUAUUUAAAAGGGAAAAUAUAAUUUUCAAUAUAAUCAACCUCUUACAGGUUAACACUUUCACAGUGGGUGGAAAACGCCCAGUGAGCUUAUUGCAAAUCUUAAAUUCAGGGUGUGAAGAAGGAUUCAGAGAGAUUCAAUUCAGGUUUAGUUUUCAGAUCUCACUGCCUCGUUCCACUCCCUUUGGGAUUAAAUGAGGUGCGACCAUUAUGAACUGAUCGUGGGAGGUGUGAUUCUCAGUGGGGGGGGGUCGCAGACUGUCACAUGACUCUUUCCCAUGCUCCUCUGACUCUCAGGUUCAGACCCAGGCCACCUUGCCUCCCUCUCCGCUGCACCUCAAAGCCUG
Pleuronectes platessa (European plaice) is the source of this 2840-nucleotide messenger RNA. It is a transcript of the gene uckl1a, whose product is annotated as uridine-cytidine kinase 1-like 1a. The transcript has 15 exons. The record is from RefSeq and is a predicted model, not a curated record. Gene Ontology annotation, cellular component: cytoplasm. The coding region runs from base 1 to 1554 and encodes 517 amino acids. Lineage: Eukaryota; Metazoa; Chordata; Actinopteri; Pleuronectiformes; Pleuronectidae. Gene Ontology annotation, molecular function: ATP binding; kinase activity.